Messenger RNA from Phymastichus coffea, 2161 nucleotides. It is a transcript of the gene Deaf1, whose product is annotated as deformed epidermal autoregulatory factor 1. Bases 112 to 1560 code for a protein of 482 amino acids. NCBI's taxonomy places the organism in Eukaryota, Metazoa, Arthropoda, Insecta, Hymenoptera, Eulophidae. Gene Ontology annotation, biological process: positive regulation of transcription by RNA polymerase II. The transcript is spliced from 4 exons. The record is from RefSeq and is a predicted model, not a curated record. Gene Ontology annotation, molecular function: RNA polymerase II cis-regulatory region sequence-specific DNA binding; DNA-binding transcription activator activity, RNA polymerase II-specific.
UGAAGCAGGCGCGCAGCGCAAGCGGCGCGUCAGUUUUUAUAAUAGUGUUCGCGUGUAGACAGACAUCUUGGAGUGAGAGAGAGAGGAGGCUUCGGGCAUCAUCGGGUUCGAAUGGAUAAGAGCCAGCGCUCGGAGACGGUCGCCGUGCUGGCGAACAUGUCCGAAUCGCUGGCGAUCAAAGCCGACGGCGAGCGGCAAGUCGCGACGGUAGUGCAGCGCGCGAGUUCAACGCCGGCUACCCCCAACGACAACACCGUCGCCGUUGUGACGACCCAGCCAACAACGACAGCACACCCGGUGGCCGUCGCAGCAAAUGUUGCCACGGCCACCGGGGUGCCCGUCUCCUUACCCCUUGGCUCCAUCAUCGGCGUUGCUAAUGCCACCAGUGGCACCACCUUCAAUGUCAUCACCUCCGAUCAACUACAGCUACAAUCUGGACAAUUCAAACAAAUGCUCUGUGUGGACAAUGGUUUUAUCUGUGAAGCAAGAGAUGAUAAGUCUGAUCCUUUGAGAUGGAAUGGAGAAUUGAAAGCAACUCACAUUGUGAUACAAAAUAGUGGCGAGGAGAGUGAAAGUGAACCUAUUCAUGUCACGUCAGGAGCAUCAAGUUCAUUGUGUAGUUGGACAGAGUGUGCAAAUAUGGCAGUUUUACCAAUUAGAUGUAAGAGUACAAAUGCUGAACUACACAAAUGUAAAUUUGGGUCGGGUGGACGGGGAAGAUGUAUUAAGUACAAUGAUAUAUGGUAUACGCCUAGUGAAUUUGAGGCAUUAUGUGGUAGAGCAUCAAGCAAAGACUGGAAACGAAGUAUUCGUUUUGGUGGUAGAAGUUUACAAACGCUUAUCGAUGAACAAAUACUCAGUCCACAUGCCACUUCUUGUACUUGUUCUGCUUGCUGUGAUGAUGAUACUGCUGCUGGUCCAAUCAGAUUAUUCACACCAUAUAAAAGACGAAGAAGGGCAAGAGAUCCAAUGGAUGGUGAUGGACCACCACUAAGGAAACAUAAAACUGAAUCAUCUAGGGAUAGCCACAAUGAUGAUAGUGAAGCAGAAUUGCAAGACAAAAACUGUUGGCCAGCAUUUGUCCCUGCAGAUAAUAUUGUGGCUCAACAGCAAGAGACUGAUCAUUUAAUGACAAAUGUGCAAGCAGAAAAUGGACACAUUGAGAGCAAAUUCACUAAGCUUGAUGAGCUGUCAAAUAAACUCUUGAAAAUUGCUCAAGAUUUUAAGAAAGUCAUAGAGGAAUUGAAAGCAGAAGAGAGCAGACAACAAAAAAGGGAUUUAUUGAAUAAUGUCAAUCGCACUGACGUGAUAGACACUGUGGGAUUACAACCUGCUUCAGAUACUCACAGUAAAAAGUGUGCCAACUGCAACAGAGACGCCUAUGCCGAGUGCUCACUAUGUCGACGGACACCCUACUGCUCGACAUUUUGCCAACGAAAGGACUGGAAUGUACACCAAGUAGAAUGCGUCCGAGAUGCUACUGAGACAGUGAUGCUCAUAGUUGAGAGUAGCACAGGAGAUGCGGCUACUUUGGCUGCAGCUACUGCUGGGGACCAAUAACUAGUAUUUCUUUCUCCAGUGAAUUGCGUUGAUGAGGUGUAAUGCAAAUGAUUAUUCAUUUCUUUAGGUUAAAAUCUAUUUUAAUUUAAAUGAACCACUUGCAUAAAAUGUGGCAUUACUGAUUCUCUUUCCAUCCAUCGUAAACUUAUGCAACUUGAAAUUUAGUUAUUUUUCAUAUAAAUGUAAAUACUUAUAAUUAAAUGUAAUUAUAGGAUAAAUUUAAGAUCAUAUAUGUGCAACAUUUGUACAAAAAAUUAGCCUAACUUAAUUGUGUAUUUGGACAAAUCAAAUGUUUUAUUAUUGUAACAUAAAACUUAUAAUACGUUCCAGUUGAAAGGCAAUGUAAUGAAUAUACAAAAAAAGUGCUAAUAUGUAGAAAGAAAAUGUUUUUAUCUGGAUGUGUAAAUAUUGUAUGAAUUUUGUACUUAUGUCAUUAUGGCUAUUUAUUUUUUAAAUUAAAAUUUUAGUUCAAACUUUGGAAAUUCAUAUUUACUAUUAGACUGCGCCAAAACAGUAUAACUAUUUUAAUAAAAAAAUUGUAUAUGUAUUAUGUAAAAUUUUUGUAUAAAAGUAAAGGAAGUACUUCCUUUUUUAAUAAGUA